This is a messenger RNA of Anopheles arabiensis, 1772 nucleotides long. It is a transcript of the gene Acat2, whose product is annotated as acetyl-CoA acetyltransferase, cytosolic. Bases 410 to 1594 code for a protein of 394 amino acids. The record is from RefSeq and is a predicted model, not a curated record. Gene Ontology annotation, molecular function: acetyl-CoA C-acetyltransferase activity. The transcript is spliced from 4 exons. Gene Ontology annotation, biological process: fatty acid beta-oxidation. Lineage: Eukaryota; Metazoa; Arthropoda; Insecta; Diptera; Culicidae.
CCCCCUACUCACCACCCCCCGGCACACUGUGUUAUUCAACAAGCACGUUGCGCAAACCAACACUCCCCACAGAAACCCGUUCCGUGGAGGGGAUAAAAGCGUAUUGGAGAAGAAAAAACCCGUUUCGUGUGCCGCAUCCACACAGCACAGCAUUGAACCUGACGGUGGUGAAAAUGUUUGAUUUCCAUUCGUAAAGUUCACUUGCGCGAGAAAGCACGCUGACGUGUUGCGGUCCUGUCAUCUGGUAGCGGCGUUUUUCUCUUUUAUUUUACCCUGCCAGUUAUCGUGUGCUUUGUGUAACCCUUUGCUUAUCGGUGCAUUUAUCGAAUCGCAGUUCGCGAGAUUCGACAGUUUUUGAUAAAAACUUUACUGUGAGUUAAAUCACACUACGCGCGAAGCCUGAUUCAAAAUGACGUCAGCAGGAGAAGUUUUCAUCGUGUCGGCCGCCAGAACCCCGAUCGGUAAUUUCAUGGGUACACUCGCGUCGCUUAGUGCCGCCGAUCUUGGUGCGGUGGCCGUGAAAGAGGUGCUGCAGCGAGCCAGCGUCGAUCCGGCCGAUGUGAGCGAGGUCAUUCUCGGCCAAGCCCUAACGGCCGGCCAGGGACAGAACCCGGCCCGCCAGGCUUCCAUUAAAGCGGGCGUACCGAAGGAAGUCCCAGCGUACAACAUCAACAUGCUGUGCGGCUCCGGUCUGAAAACGGUUGCCCUCGGCUAUCAGGCGAUCCGGGCCGGUGAUGCUACCGUCGUCGUCGCUGGCGGACAAGAGUCCAUGUCCAAGGCACCGCAUGUGAUGCAUAUGCGCAGUGGCACCAAAAUGGGCGAGGCCAAGAUGGUCGAUUCGAUGCUGAACGACGGCCUGACGGAUGCGUUCUACGAUCUGCACAUGGGCAUUACGGCGGAAAAUCUAGCCAAAGAGUUCGACAUUGGCCGAGAGGCGCAGGAUGCAUUCGCCGCCAAGAGCCAACAGCUGGCUGAAGAAUCUCAACAGAAAGGAUACUUUACCGAGGAGAUCGUACCGGUGGAGGUGGCGGGCCGCAAGGAAACGAUCAAGUUUGCGGUGGACGAGUACCCGAAGCAUGGUACCACGGCGGAAGGGCUGGCCAAGCUGCGGCCGUGCUUCAUUAAGGACGGUACCGUUACGCCCGGUAACGCGUCCGGUAUUAACGAUUCUGCCGCCGCCGUUCUGCUGAUGUCCGGCGAGGAGGUUCAAAAGCGAAACGCCAAACCGAUGGCAAAGAUCGUUGCCUACGCGCAAACGGGAAUAUGUCCGAAAACGAUGGGCGCUGGACCGAUCUCGGCCGUACAGUCUGUGCUUCAAAAAGCCGGCUGGAAGCUGGAAGAGGUCGAUCUGUUUGAGCUGAACGAGGCAUUCGCAGCCCAGGCACUGGCCGUCAACAAGGGUCUUGGUGUGGACCCGGCCAAGGUUAACGUUGGCGGAGGUGCCAUCGCUCUCGGACAUCCCAUUGGAGCUUCGGGCUGCCGAGUACUGGUUACGCUUCUCUAUGCACUCAAGCGAACAGGCGGCAAGAAGGGUGUUGCAUCCUUGUGCGUUGGCGGCGGUAUGGGUGUCGCCAUGGCGGUGGAAAUGGUGUGAAGACGCUUUUAUGGAACAGUUUUGUACUUACGCUUACCGAAUGAUAUGUAUUUUUCGUACUCGAUUGUAUUUUUUCUUCUUUCUAUGAAGAGUAUUCAGAGUAAGGCAACUGCUGCCGUACCCUAAAGCAUCAUAAAUCGCAAGUGACGAUGGCAAUAAACGUAUAAUUCUCUUAAAA